AUGGUUGUAGACGAAGCAGAAAAAAGUUGUGUCGUUCUGGUACCAUCUCCUUUCCAAGGGCAUAUAACGCCUAUGCUUCAACUGGCUUCUACGCUUCAUGCUAAGGGAUUUUCCAUUGUUAUAAACCACUCUGAGUUGAAUCCUCCAGAUAGCUCCAAACAUCCUGAAUUUACAUUCUUGCCACUGAAGGAUGGCUUGUCAAACAGUGAUUCUUCUUUAUUGAACCUAUUGAACAUUAUACCAGCAAUGAAUAUGAAUUGCAGAGUUCCAUUCCAAGACUAUUUGGUCCAAAUGAUGGAAAAAUCAGAGCUCUAUGGUCAAAUCUCUUGCAUAAUCUAUGACCACCUAAUGUACUUCACAACUGAAGUGGCUGAUCAUCUUAAACUUCCAACUAUUCUCCUCCGGUCAAGCAGUUGUGCUUAUAUGCAAGCUACUUGCGCCUUUCUUCAAUUCCAGGCAGAAAAUUUUACUCCCUUGCCAGAGUCUAAGCUGCUGCAUCCGGUGCCCAAAGUACCAGCCCUCAGGUUCAAGGAUCUCCCAUUUGUUCUCACUUCCGAAAUUCCAGAGCCUCUAUUGCAGUUAUUAGAAAAGGUGGCUAACAUAGGAUCUUCUGUGGCAAUCAUUGGGAACACUACAGAGAAUCUUGAGAACCGAGCAUUGUUAUGGCUCCAGCAACAUUAUCAGGUUCCUAUUUUCACAAUAGGACCUUUACACAAAAUGGCCUCCUCCUUGCAAACCAGUUUAGCAGAAGAGGACGCCAGUUGCAUUUCGUGGCUUGAUACUCAAGCCACUAACUCUGUUCUUUAUGUAAGCCUAGGGAGUAUAGUUGUUAUGGAUAAAAAGGAGUUGAUUGAGACAGCUUGGGGAUUGUUCAAUAGUAACCAACCAUUCUUGUGGGUAGUUAGGCAAAGUUCUAUAGAUGGUUCAACGUCGAUUGAACAUGACUUACCUGAUGGCUACUUGGAAGCAGUUGGAGAUCGAGGUCGUAUAGUAAAAUGGGCACCACAAAAAGAAGUAUUGGCGCAUCGUGCAGUUGGAGGAUUUUGGAGUCAUUGUGGAUGGAAUUCGACAUUAGAAAGUAUUGUUGAAGGGGUUCCCAUGAUUUGCAGGCCAUGUUUUGGUGAUCAGAAUGUGAAUGCAAGAUACAUAACGCACGUAUGGAAAGUAGGCCUUCAAAUAGGAUCUGAUGAUUUGACUAGAUGUGUCAUAGAAAGUACAAUAAGAAAACUUAUGGUGGAAGAAGAAGGCAAAGAAUUGAGGCAAAGAGUAGUUGAUAUGAAACAGGAACUCCAGAUGUCUUUUCAAGAUGGUGGCUCGUCACAUAAUUCCUUGAAGAGUUUAACAGAAUUCAUCUCUUCAUUCUAAUCAGAAGAAUCUAUGAUCAAGAUCUAAGUUGAAAGAUCUUGUGUAUUAAUAUUGUUGCAAUGCUAAACAAAGGAACGAUAUUUCCUGUUGGGAUAUACU
This is a messenger RNA of Nicotiana tabacum (common tobacco), 1464 nucleotides long. NCBI's taxonomy places the organism in Eukaryota, Viridiplantae, Streptophyta, Magnoliopsida, Solanales, Solanaceae. The record is from RefSeq and is a predicted model, not a curated record.